UCUCUUCACAUGGGCGGCCUAAAAUCUGGAAAUACUGCAGAGCAUGCAGUUGUUUGCAAAGAAACCUGGUCAUUCAAAAAAGAAAAAUAAUUGAAGUACUAACUACCUGAAUUGUUUCUUUUUAUAUAGUUUCUGCGGUAUAUUGUCACGCUUUGCGACCUGUUAUUAUUACUAUUAUUAUUAUUGUUGUUAAUAUUAUUAUUAUUAUACUCAGGUUUACUCUUUCUAAGACUCUUUCUUUAUUUCAGCGUGAAUACGUUUAUAUCGCUUGCAAUCUCUGGCAAGAAAUUACGAAACUUCAGCAUCAUUACCUGCGGCAACACCCGCCCCUCUGCGCGCUCCCGUGCCUGCGAUCUGGGAACGAUCGUCAAUUUUAAGUUGCCAAGUUUUCUGGGCAGGCUGUCGAGCAAGGAUCCGAAGCUAAAAUGACAACAUACAUCGAUAAAGGUGAAAAGCAUGAGCGAGGCAGGUUUAUCUGCUUCGACCACAUCACCUUCUGGGUCGGCAAUGCGAAACAGGCUGCUUCCUUCUAUUGCAACAAGAUGGGAUUUGAACCUCUAGCCUACCAAGGACUGGAGACAGGGAACCGGGACGUGGUGUCCCACGUGGUCAAGCAGGACAAGAUAAUUUUUGUUUUCUCAUCUGCACUGAAUCCCGGAAAUAAAGAGAUGGGGGAGCACCUGGUGAAGCAUGGCGACGGGGUCAAAGAUGUCGCCUUCAGUGUGGAGGACCUCGACUUCCUAGUUCAGAAAGCCAAAGAGCGGGGAGCCGUCAUCCUGAAGGAGCCCCAUGUGCUGGAAGAUGGACAUGGUUCUGUGAAGAUGGCUGUUCUUCAGACUUAUGGUGACACCACACACACCCUCGUGGAGAGAAAGGCUUACACAGGCCUCUUCUUGCCUGGCUUCCACUCGCCUCCCUUCCAGGAUCCACUGCUUGCUAAGCUGCCAAGUGGCAAUCUGAAUUUCAUCGACCAUGUGGUCGGGAACCAGCCGGACAGCGAGAUGAUCUCGGUGGUGGAGUGGUACCGGAUGAAUUUGCUGUUCCACCGCUUCUGGUCGGUGGAUGACAAGCAGCUACAGACAGACUUCAGUGCCUUGCGGUCUAUAGUGGUAGCCAACCAUGAGGAAACAGUGAAGAUGCCCAUCAAUGAGCCAGCCCUGGGGAAACGCAAGUCCCAGAUCCAGGAGUAUGUGGAGUACUACGGUGGCCCGGGGGUCCAACAUAUCGCCAUGAACACGUCAGACAUCAUCACAGCUAUCCGUAACCUGAAGGAACGUGGAAUGGAGUUCAUGACCGUUCCGGAAACUUACUACCAGCAGCUAAGAGAGAGACUAAAAGUGUCUAAAGUGAAGAUCAGCGAGGAUUUGGAUGUUCUGCAGGAGCUGAAGAUCCUGGUGGAUUAUGACGAUCAUGGGUACCUGCUCCAGAUCUUCACCAAGCCUGUACAGGACCGGCCUACUGUUUUCCUGGAAGUCAUUCAGCGACAUAACCAUCAGGGUUUUGGCGCCGGAAACUUCAAGUCCCUGUUUGAAGCCAUCGAAGCCGACCAGAACGCCAGAGGAAACCUGACUGUGCUGACCCCCACUGGCCUGUCAGAGUCCAUGGUGCUGACACGCUGCAGAUGAAGACAGAUUGCAACAAGACUCAUUUAAAACACUUCAGCUGGUAUUUGAUCCUUUUGGAAGGAAUCAUUUGUGCGUUUCCGUGUCUGUGUAAACGUGCGCAUGUGUGUAAGUGUAUAUAUAAACAAUAAAUACAGUUUAGCUUUGCAUGAA
Messenger RNA from Paramormyrops kingsleyae, 1775 nucleotides. RefSeq names its product 4-hydroxyphenylpyruvate dioxygenase b (gene hpdb). Gene Ontology annotation, cellular component: endoplasmic reticulum membrane; Golgi membrane. NCBI's taxonomy places the organism in Eukaryota, Metazoa, Chordata, Actinopteri, Osteoglossiformes, Mormyridae. The record is from RefSeq and is a predicted model, not a curated record. Gene Ontology annotation, molecular function: 4-hydroxyphenylpyruvate dioxygenase activity; metal ion binding; lactoylglutathione lyase activity. Gene Ontology annotation, biological process: L-tyrosine catabolic process.